This is a messenger RNA of Choloepus didactylus (southern two-toed sloth), 11634 nucleotides long. RefSeq names its product nuclear receptor binding SET domain protein 1 (gene NSD1). The transcript has 24 exons. The record is from RefSeq and is a predicted model, not a curated record. Gene Ontology annotation, molecular function: protein binding; histone H3K36 methyltransferase activity. Gene Ontology annotation, cellular component: nucleus; chromatin. Gene Ontology annotation, biological process: regulation of DNA-templated transcription. NCBI's taxonomy places the organism in Eukaryota, Metazoa, Chordata, Mammalia, Pilosa, Megalonychidae. The coding region runs from base 473 to 8578 and encodes 2701 amino acids.
GCGGCGGAAUAGGCCGGGGCAGGUCGCGCUUGCUGCCUUCUCCCCUGAAGAGAGACGCGGGGGGAGGGGGGUGCGGCGAGCGGCUCCUCUCUCUCCCCACCGCUCCGCUCGCGCCCCAGUGUAAUGAGGGUCACCCCCUCCCCCCAGCCGGCCCGGGAGGGGGCGCGGGGCACGGUAGCCAGCUGUGGAGCGCGGGGCCGGCUGCCCUCCUGCAGCAAACUUUGCCUGCUGCUGAAUAUUGAUGAGUGCAAUCGGCUCGGCCGGGAGUUGCUGCCGCGUCUGCGGGAGGAACCGCGGCCCGGGCAGGCGGCGUCGGCAGCAGCCAUGUUUGUCAAGCCAUAGCAGCUGCUGCUGCCCUGACUCUUCUUCGCCGGCUGUCUCCCGUUUCUCCCCCCUGCUGCGUCCCAGCCUCUGGGCCCUACAGCAGUGGACCGAGCAGGCCUGGAAUCAGGAAGGUUGAUGCUGGCCCAGGAUGGAUCAGACCUGUGAACUACCCAGAAGAAAUUGCCUGCUGCCCUUUUCUAAUCCAGUGAAUUUAGAUGCCUCUGAAGACAAGGAUAGCCCUUUCGGUAAUGGUCAAUCCAAUUUUUCUGAGCCACUUAAUGGGUGUACUAUGCAGUUAUCGACUGCCAGUGGAACAUCCCAAAAUGCUUAUGGACAAGAUUCUCCAUCUUGUUACAUUCCACUGCGGAGACUACAGGAUUUGGCCUCCAUGAUCAAUGUAGAAUAUUUAAAUGGGUCUGCUGAUGGAUCAGAAUCCUUUCAAGGCCCUGAAAAAAGUGAUUCAAGAGCUCAGUCGCCAGUUGUUUGCACUUCCUUGAGUCCUGGUGGUCCAACAGCACUUGCUAUGGAACAGGAUCCCUCUUGUAAUAACUCCCCUGAACUCCAGGUAAAAGUAACAAAGACUGUCAAGAAUGGCUUUCUGCACAUUGAGAAUUUUACUUGUGUGGACGAUGCAGAUGUAGUUUCUGAAAUGGACCCAGAACAGCCAGUCACAGAGGAUGAGAGUAUAGAGGAGAUCUUUGAGGAAACUCAGACCAAUGCCACCUGCAAUUAUGAGCCUAAAUCAGAGAAUGGUGUAGAAGUGGCCAUGGGAAAUGAACAAGACAGCACACCAGAGAGUAGACCUGGUGCAGACAAAUCGCCAUUCUUGCCUUUAGCUCCUCAAACUGAAACACAGAAAAAUAAACAAAGAAAUGAAGUGGACGGCAGCAGUGAAAAAGCAGCCCUUCUCCCAGCCCCCUUUUCACUAGGAGAUACAAACGUUACCAUAGAAGAGCAAUUAAACUCAAUAAAUUUAUCUUUUCAGGAUGAUCCAGACUCCAGUACCAGUACAUUAGGAAACAUGCUAGAAUUACCUGGAACUUCAUCAUCAUCUACUUCACAGGAAUUGCCAUUUUGUCAACCCAAGAAAAAAUCUACGCCACUGAAGUAUGAAGUUGGAGAUCUCAUCUGGGCUAAAUUCAAGAGACGCCCAUGGUGGCCCUGCAGAAUUUGUUCUGAUCCAUUGAUUAACACACACUCAAAAAUGAAAGUUUCCAACCGGAGGCCCUAUCGACAGUACUACGUGGAAGCUUUUGGAGAUCCUUGUGAAAGAGCCUGGGUGGCUGGAAAAGCAAUCGUUAUGUUUGAAGGCAGACAUCAAUUUGAAGAGCUACCUGUCCUUAGGAGAAGAGGAAAGCAGAAAGAAAAAGGCUAUAGACAUAAGGUUCCUCAGAAAAUUUUGAGUAAAUGGGAAGCCAGUGUUGGUCUUGCUGAGCAAUAUGAUGUUCCCAAAGGGUCAAAGAACCGAAAAUGUGUCAGAAGUUCAAUCAAGUUGGACAGUGAGGAGGAUAUGCCAUUUGAGGACUGUACCAAUGAUCCUGAAUCAGAACAUGACCUGUUGCUUAAUGGCUGUUUGAAAUCUCUGGCUUUUGACUCUGAACAUUCUGCAGAUGAGAAGGAAAAGCCUUGUGCUAAGUCUCGAGUCAGAAAGAGCUCUGACAAUCUAAAAAGGACUAGUGUGAAAAAAGGCCAUAUGCAAUUUGACACACAUAAGGAAGAACGGAGGGUAAAGAUUCCAGACAACCUUGGCCUAAACUUUAUCUCUGGGGAUGUUUCUGAUAAACAGGCCUCUAGUGAACUUUCUAGAAUAGCAAACAGCCUCACAGGGUCCAACACUACCCCAGGAAGUUUCUUGUUUUCUUCUUGUGGAAAAAUUGCUGCAAAGAAAGAAGUUGAGACUUCAAGUUGUGACUCUUUACUGGGCUUGCCUGAGGGUGCCUUGAUCUCUAAACGUUCUGGGGAGAAAAAGAAACCCCAACGAGGUCUAGUUUGCAGUUCAAAGGUGCAGCUCUGCUAUAUUGGAGCAGGUGAUGAGGAAAAGCGAAGUGAUUCCAUCAGCAUCUGUACCACUUCUGAUGAUGGAAGCAGUGAUCUGGAUCCUGUAGAUCACAGCUCAGACUCUGACAACAGUGUCCUUGAAAUUACAGAUGCUUUUGACAGAACAGAGAACAUGUUAUCCAUGCAGAAAAACGAAAAGAUCAAGUAUUCUGGGUAUCCUGCGACAAACACUAGGGUAAAAGCAAAGCAGAAGUCCCUCAUUACUAACUCACAUACAGACCACUUAAUGGAUUGUACUAAGCCAGCAGAGUCUGGAACUGAGACAUCUCAGGUUAAUCUCUCUGAUCUUAAGGUGUCCACCCUUGUCCGCAAACCCCCGUCGGAUUUUAGAAAUGACAGUCUCUCUCCACAAUUCAGUAUAUCAUCAAGUAUUUCCAGUGAGAACUCACUAAUAAAGUGUGGGGCUACAAAUCAAGCUCUGUUACUUUCAAAAAGCAAACAGCCCAAGAUCCGAAGUAUAAAGUGCAAACAUAAAGAAAAUCCAGGUGUGGUAGAGCCCCCAAUUACAAAUGAGGACUGCAGUUUGAAGUGCUUCUCUUCAGAUAUGAGAGGCUCUCCUUUGGCCAGCAUUUCCAAAAGUGGGAAAGUGGAUGGGCUAAAACUACUGAGCAACAUGCAUGAGAAAACUAGGGAUUCAAGUGACAUAGAAACAGCAGUGGUGAAACAUGUUCUGUCAGAAUUGAAAGAACUCUCUUAUAGAUCCUUAAGUGAGGAUGUCAGUGACUCUGGAACAUCAAAACCAUCAAAGCCAUUACUUUUUACUUCUGCCUCUGGUCAGAAUCAUAUACCUAUUGAACCAGACUACAAAUUCAGCACCUUGUUAAUGAUGUUGAAAGAUAUGCAUGAUAGUAAGACCAAGGAGCAACGGUUGAUGACUGCUCAAAAUUUGGUCUCCUAUCGGAGUCCUGGUCUUGGGGACAGUUUUACCAGUGGUCCAGUAGGGGCUUCUAAGGUCUUGGUUUCAGGAGGCUCUACCCACAAUUCAGAAAAAAAUGGAGAUGGUACCCCGGACUCAGCCCAUCCUAUCCCUGGUGGGGGUGACUCUGCACCAUCUGUGGAGUUGUCUGCCUCCUUGCCUGGCUCUGUGUCUGACAGAAGAGACCUCACUGCUACUGGCAAAAGUCGUGCUAACUGUGUUACCAGGCGCAAUUGUGGGCGAUCAAAGCCAUCAAGCAAAUUGAGAGAAGGCUUUUCAGCUCAGAUGGGGAAGAACACAGUGAACCGUAAAGCCUUAAAAACAGAGCGCAGAAGAAAACUGAGCCGGCUUCCAGAUGUGACUCCUGAGGCUGCACUGCAGGUAGACAGAGAAAGUGAAGGUUCUGUGAGUGGCUCUUUGAGGGAUGGGGCAGAAAACCCUGGUAAAGAAGAGGCCCUUCUAUUAAUGGGCCAUUUAACAAGUGAAGACCGUGCCCAUUUUUCUGAUGUUCGUAUUGAUAACAAGGUCAAACAGUCUGACCCAGAUGAAAUUCUUGAAAAUGGCUCUUCUUUUGAAAACAGAAAAGGCCCCGAGCUGGCAUCUGAAGUAAAUAGUGAGCAUGAUGAACCUAAUAGUGUAAAUCAAGCGGUGCCUAAAAAGCGGUGGCAGCGUUUAAACCAAAGGCGCACUAAACCUCGUAAGCGCACUAACAGAUUUAGGGAGAAGGAAAACUCUGAGGGUGCCUUUGGGGUCUUGCUUCCUGGUGACCCUGUGCAGAAGGUGGAUGAGUUUUCCGAGCAUAGACCUCCAACUUCAACAAAUAUACUAGAAGACACACUGACAAAUCCAAAUCGUACUGACUGCUUAGAAUCAGUUGGCCCACGGUUGAGUGUUUGUGAUAAAUCCAAUGCCAACAUUGAGGAGAUGGAAAAGGAGUCUGGAAUUCCCAGUUUGACUCCGCAGUCUGAGCUCCCGGAACCAGCUGGGCGAUCAGAGAAAAAACGCCUUAGGAAGCCAAGCAAGUGGCUACUGGAAUAUACAGAAGAAUAUGAUCAGAUAUUUGCUCCUAAGAAGAAACAAAAGAAAGUUCAGGAACAGGUACACAAGGUAAGUUCCCGCUGUGAAGAGGAAAGCCUUCUAGCCCGAUGUCGAUCUAGUGCUCAGAGCAAGCAUGUGGAUGAGAAUUCAACCAAAGAAGAGCCUCCUGUUCUUGAAAGGGAGGCUCCGUUUCUGGAAGGACCCUUGGCCCAGUCAGAUCUUGGAGGUGCACAUGCUGAGUUGCCUCAGCUGACCUUGUCUGUGCCUGUGCCUCUGCCUCUGGAAGUCGCCUCAAGGCCUACCCUUGAGUCUGAGGAAUUGCUAGUUAAGACUUCAGGAAAUUAUGAAAGUAAGCGUCAGAGAAAACCAACUAAGAAACUUCUCGAAUCCAAUGAUUUAGACCCUGGAUUUAUGCCCAAGAAGGGGGAUCUGGGCCUUUCUAAAAAGUGUUAUGAAGCUGGUCACUUGGAGAAUGACAUUGCUGAAUCAUGUGCUGCAUCUCAUUCUAAAGAAUUUAUUGAAGGCACUACCAGGAUAUUUGAUAAACCAAGGAAGCGAAAACGGCAGAGGCAUGCUACAGCCAAGGUGCAAUGUAAAAAAGUGAAAAACGAUGACCCAUCAAAGGAGACGCCAAGCUCAGAGGGAGAACUGAUGACACACAGGACGGCUGCAAGCCCCAAGGAGGCUGUUGAGGAAGGUAUAGAGCACGAUCAUGGGAUGCCUUCAUCUAAAAAAAUGCAGGGUGAACGAGGUGGAGGAGCUGCGCUUAAGGAGAAUGUUUGCCAGAACUGUGAGAAACUGGGUGAACUGCUGUUGUGUGAGGCUCAGUGCUGUGGGGCUUUCCACCUGGAGUGCCUUGGGUUAACUGAGAUGCCGAGAGGAAAAUUUAUCUGCAAUGAAUGUCGCACAGGAAUUCAUACCUGUUUUGUGUGUAAGCAGAGUGGGGAAGAUGUUAAAAGGUGCCUUCUGCCCUUGUGCGGAAAGUUUUACCAUGAAGAGUGUGUCCAGAAGUACCCACCCACUGUCACACAGAACAAGGGCUUCCGGUGCUCCCUCCACAUCUGUAUAACCUGCCAUGCUGCUAAUCCAGCCAGUGUUUCUGCGUCCAAAGGCCGUCUGAUGCGGUGUGUCCGCUGCCCUGUGGCAUAUCAUGCCAAUGACUUUUGCUUAGCUGCUGGGUCAAAGAUUCUUGCAUCUAAUAGUAUCAUCUGCCCUAAUCACUUCACCCCUCGGCGAGGCUGCCGGAACCACGAGCAUGUUAAUGUGAGCUGGUGCUUUGUGUGCUCGGAAGGAGGCAGCCUUCUGUGCUGUGAUUCUUGCCCUGCUGCUUUUCAUCGUGAAUGCCUGAAUAUUGAUAUUCCUGAAGGAAACUGGUAUUGCAAUGAUUGUAAGGCAGGCAAAAAGCCACACUACAGGGAGAUUGUUUGGGUAAAAGUUGGACGAUACAGGUGGUGGCCAGCUGAGAUCUGCCAUCCUCGAGCUGUUCCGUCCAACAUCGAUAAGAUGAGGCAUGAUGUGGGCGAGUUCCCUGUACUCUUCUUUGGGUCUAAUGACUACCUGUGGACCCACCAGGCCAGAGUCUUCCCCUACAUGGAAGGGGAUGUUAGCAGCAAGGAUAAGAUGGGCAAAGGAGUGGAUGGGACAUAUAAAAAAGCUCUUCAGGAAGCUGCAGCAAGGUUUGAGGAGUUAAAGGCCCAAAAAGAGCUAAGACAGCUUCAGGAAGACCGAAAGAACGACAAGAAACCACCACCUUAUAAACAUAUAAAGGUGAACCGUCCCAUUGGCAGGGUCCAGAUCUUCACUGCAGAUUUGUCUGAAAUUCCUCGUUGCAACUGUAAAGCUACUGAUGAGAACCCCUGUGGGAUAGACUCCGAGUGCAUCAACCGCAUGCUGCUCUAUGAGUGCCACCCCACUGUGUGUCCUGCCGGGGGCCGCUGCCAGAACCAGUGCUUCACCAAACGCCAGUAUCCAGAGGUUGAAAUUUUUCGCACGUUACAGAGGGGCUGGGGUCUCCGGACAAAAACAGAUAUUAAAAAGGGAGAAUUUGUGAAUGAAUAUGUGGGUGAGUUAAUAGAUGAAGAAGAGUGCAGAGCUCGAAUCCGUUAUGCCCAAGAACACGAUAUCACUAAUUUCUAUAUGCUCACCCUGGACAAAGACCGGAUCAUUGAUGCUGGACCCAAAGGAAACUAUGCACGGUUCAUGAAUCAUUGCUGCCAGCCCAACUGUGAAACACAGAAGUGGUCUGUGAAUGGUGAUACCCGUGUUGGCCUUUUUGCCCUGAGUGACAUCAAAGCAGGCACUGAGCUUACCUUCAACUACAACCUAGAAUGUCUUGGGAAUGGAAAGACUGUUUGCAAAUGUGGAGCCCCGAAUUGCAGUGGCUUUCUGGGUGUAAGGCCAAAGAACCAACCCAUUGCCACAGAAGAAAAGUCAAAGAAAUUCAAGAAGAAGCAGCAGGGGAAGCGCAGGACCCAGGGUGAAAUCACAAAGGAGCGAGAGGAUGAGUGUUUCAGCUGUGGAGAUGCUGGGCAGCUCGUCUCUUGCAAGAAGCCGGGCUGCCCAAAAGUCUACCACGCAGACUGUCUCAAUCUAACCAAGCGGCCAGCAGGAAAGUGGGAGUGUCCUUGGCAUCAGUGCGACAUCUGUGGGAAGGAAGCAGCCUCCUUCUGUGAGAUGUGCCCCAGCUCCUUCUGCAAGCAGCAUCGGGAAGGAAUGCUCUUCAUCUCCAAACUGGAUGGGCGUCUGUCUUGUACUGAGCAUGACCCCUGUGGUCCCAACCCUCUGGAACCCGGGGAGAUCCGUGAGUAUGUGCCUCCCCCAGUACCGAUGCCUCCAGGUCCAAGUACUCACGUGGCAGAGCAAUCAUCGGGAAUGGCUGCUCAGGGGUCCAAGAUGUCGGAUAAGCCACCUGCUGACACCAACCAGACACUGUCGCUGUCCAAAAAAGCUCUGGCAGGGACUUGUCAGAGACCACCGCUGUCUGAAAGACCUCUUGAGAGAACUGACUCCAGGCCCCAGCCUUUAGAAAGGAUCAGGGACCUCACUGGGUCAGGGACCAAACCCCAGUCCUUGGUAUCCACCCAGAAGCCGUUGGAUAGGCCUGCUCUAGUGGCAGGGCCAAGAUCCCAGCUCUCCGACAAGCUCUCUCCAGCCACCGGCCCAAGUUCCUCACCCUCAGUCAGGUCCCAACCACUGGAAAGACCUCUGGGGAUGGCUGGCUCAAGGCUGGAUAAAUCUCUAGGUGCUGCCAGCCCAAGGCCUCAGCCAUUGGAAAAAGCCUCAGUCCCCACAAGCCUGAGACUCCCGCCGCCAGACAGACUGCUAGUCACCAGCGGUCCCAAACCUCAGACUUCAGAUAGGCUCCCCGACAAAUGCCAUGCCUCUUUGUCCCAGAGACUCCCGCCUCCUGAGAAAGUACUAUCAGCUGUGGUCCAAACCCUUGUAGCUAAAGAAAAAGCACUGAGGCCCGUGGACCAGAAUACUCAGUCAAAAAAUAGAGCUGCUUUGGUUAUGGAUCUCAUAGACCUAACUCCUCGCCAGAAGGAGCGGGCACCUUCUCCUCAUGAGAUCACACCACAGGCUGACGAGAAGAUGCCAGUGUUGGAGUCGAGCUCGUGGCCUGCCAGCAAAGGUCUGGGGCAGAUACCCCGAGCUGUUGAGAGAGGCGGUGUGUCAGAUCCUGUCCUCCAGCCACCUGGGAGAGCAGUGGCCUCUUUGGAGCACCCCUGGCAAGCUGUUAAAUCACUCGCCCAGGCCAGACUUCUUUCUCAGCCGCCUGCCAAGGCUUUUUUAUAUGAACCAGCAACUCAGGCCUCAGGAAGAGCAUCUGCAGGGGCUGAGCUUACCCCAGGGCCUCCCAGCCAGGCACCAGGCCUGGUGAAGCAGAUGGCUGGAGGCCAGCAACUAUCUGGACUCGCUGCCAAAGUGACAACACUGAGUGGGCAGUCUUUCAGGCCUCUUGGGAGUGCCUCCGCCUCCCUCCCCACUGAGGAGAAAAAGUUGGCAACCACAGAGCAGAGUCCCUGGGCCCUGGGCAAAACCUCACCGGGGCCAGGACUCUGGCCCAUGGUGGCUGGACAGACACUGGCACAGUCUUGCUGGUCCUCUGGGAGCACACAGACAUUGGCACAGACUUGCUGGUCUCUUGGAAGAGGGCAAGACCCUAAACCAGAGCAAAAUACAGUCACAGCUCUUAACCAGGCUCCUUCCAGUCACAAGUGCACAGAGUCAGAACAGAAAUAAUACUAGCAAAUACUACAUGGCCAGAAAAGCGGCCCCCAGGGUACCAUUUGGGGAGGGGAAAUCUUUGCUUUCUUUUUCCCCCUUAAAAAACAGACAUAUCCCAACACUCUUCCACUGUUAUUCUUUCCUUGAACCCCAACACUCAGAAACUCUUGUGACAUUAGCCAGUGGGGGUUUGUGGUUGUAUGAACCAUGUAUGGAAAUCCACGUGGGCCCCAGCCAAGAAGGCAGACAGACUUGGGUCUCUUUUCCCCAACCUUUACACAUAGUAAAUUUGAAAUAAAAGACCACUCUGGAGUCAAACAUGGAAUUCAAUUCCGCUGGUCAGGUUGGAAAGCAGUGGGGCUUUCACAGCUGUUUCCCCAGCCACGCAGGACCCCAUUGAGGGCACCUGGUGAACCCUUGGGAGGAAGUGAUGUGGAGAUUUCCUGAGCAUGCUUGUGUGCUAGGCCAGGUGCUAGUCGCUGAUAGGAAAGGGGUGGGGGGGCCUGAUCCCUAUGAGCCUAACAUGUCUGCCUGGGCUCCCAGGCUGUCUUUGAGAACCUUUGACCAGGAGAAAACAGCUAGCUCUGAGGGGUCCUGGGGCCCCAGACUCUAUAUAAAGUGCCCACUAUUGCCCCAGAAGUGGUUGUGCUGAGUGUCUCCUGGUUGGGUCAUGCAUGAGUGUCUGUGCAUGCCUGCAUGCUCAUGCAGAGGUCUCUUCUGUGCACGGAAGGGAGCUGCAUCAAGAGUGGGGCUGUUGGCUGGGGCAGCCAUGGCUGCUUUUGGCUGGACUAUUCAGAAUCUGAAGAUGUGUUCUUGAAGGAGCAGCUGGGCAGGGGAAGCUGUGCUUUACGAGACUAUAGCUUUCCAGCAGAGGAAGAAGGCAAUUGGCAAGCUUCCUGUUCUUUUCUACCAAUUCUCCUUUUACGUGAAUGCACCCCACCCCUGUACCCCAAACACUCAGGUGCUUUCCGAUUUAAGAGUCUCGGGCAGUGGACAUAGGGAACCUCUCCGGCAUACUCUGGGCUAGACACACCAGCUUCAGGGAGCUUGCCACAUCCUGAUGGAACUUACCUGCUUCUCCCCUGAUCCUUUGCCCUCCUAGCUGAGUGGAAAGAGUCCUUUUCUUUACUGGUGGAUUCUGUCACCCCUUCCUUGAGAGUUACUGUGCUCUCUUUUGAGAGCACAUGCCUGCUGACUCAGCUCCAAGCCAAGCCAGAACCCUUCUUUAAGACUGGUGCGAUGUGGUGUUCAGAGCAAUGUCCAGUGUGAGAGACGACACCUCUUAACUGCUGAUGAUCUGUUACUGCUGCCCUGAGCUGGGGCCCAAGGGCUGGGAAAUCUGUUGGUGCUACCCUGCCCUACCAUUCACCCAGCUCAUGGACUGCCAACAGGAAGUGCUGUUUGGCCAGUUCUCUCCCACUCACCCACCCCUCCGUUGUCCCUAGACCAAACGUGUUUAUUACCUCUUUACUUUGCCAACCUAGCCAGCAGCUUUAGCCAACAGGCCAUCGCCCAGCCCGAACUUCUGGCCAUUCUGUCUCCUCAACAGGAUUCUGGUGUUUUGAACCCAUUUCCUCCUGAGUUCCUACUGAGGUUACUCCCAUCACUUCCAAGGAGGAACAGUAAUUGUUCUAGCAGCAUUUGCGCUUUAUAUAAAGAUUUUUUAAAAAAAGAAUCUGCUUUUAUUUCCCAAAGUCCAUCUCCAGUGUGGAGACACUUGAGCUCAGGCAGAGGGAGGAGGCUGGGCAGGGCUGUCCUGAAUCUCGGGGCCUUUCCCUGCAUCUCGCUUAGACCUCGGAAUCUCCUCUGUGAAUUCCACCUGCCUAGUUCUCCCCUUCAUCCUAUCUCUCUUCCCACAUCAUCAGAGAGGGAAAUCUCUUUGCUCAAAAGGAAGAGAAAACAUAAAGCAUCUUAUUUUCUUUUAAAAGAAUUUUAAACCAUGAAAAAAGAUAUUUUUAAAGAAAUCCACCCAAAACAUUAAAGUUCAUUAUAUUAAGUAUUUAUCAUGUGUGAGAAUAAGAAGUAUAUAACUCCAGCUAGUAGGUCCCUUUCCCUAAUCUCUUAGGUUGUAUGAGUAGGGUCUGCUUGGUGCCAGUCCUGUGCCCUUUUCUCUCCUGUCAUCUGUAGUCGUGAUCAGAAAAAGGUAUCUGCACUGCACUGUCAGAAUCUCCUUUCACUGUGUUGUGUGUUAAAUUAGCUCUUUGUUUCAUGAAAUAAACUGUGAAUUUUUAUUUUUUUGGGAGGGGGGGAGGGUGCAGGCUAUGUAAAAUUUUUAAGUGGAGAAGUUUUAUCUUGGUGUAGCUUCUCUGAAGCAGGCUUUGGUUAGUAACCGACUUGACAACUGCUCUGGAAAUGUUUUCCCAGUACAGGAAGGAUUGAAAGGUAGGGCCAUGACUGGCCCUUGUGGUUCUUAGUUCUUUCCAUUCUUCAUCACUCACUGGAGACUUCAUUCCAGACUUGCCUGGGAGAACAACUUCUGAGCCAUGCUUGGUUUUGAGGGGCAGUUCUUUAUCUAAAUAGAUGGAUAACCAGGCUUCCGUCCAGGACCAUUUAAAGACUCUCUCAGGUUUGUUGAGUGGAAACGAGAAAGUUGAGCUCUAGUGCCCACUGAUAACAACAUCUGAUGCUAGAUUGUUAAAAUCAUGAACGCCGUCGUCAUAAAAUUAAAAGCAGAGUCAGGACAAGUGUUGGGAAAUUAGACUCUUGCAUGAAGGUAGGGAGGGAGUGACCUUGCCAGCCCUUAGGGACUUUUCUUGAAGCUUGUAAUGAGACCUUUUCUCCAAGGAAAGGCGGAUUGUUAAACAGAAAUCCUGUAUCUUAGAAAGUUCUGAUUUUUGUGCAGGAUGGUAUUUUGGUAUUUGGCCAAGUGCUUGGAAAUCAUGGGAUAUCAAGAUAGUCUGCCUCUGAGCCAGCUUCCCCUUUUUUGGAGGGGCAGCCAAAGGUUGAAAUGCUCAGAGGUAGCCAAUGCCUCUCCUAGCUCUGUCAAAAAAAAAAAAAAAAAUUAAGAAAACUGUUGAAAUUUACAUUCAGAGCUUCAUUUGCUUUUCCUGGAGCUCGAACCCAUUCUAUAA